UUAAUAAAUAUGCUUCCCACGACGCUGGACGAGCAAGAGACUCUAGGGAAAGAAAACGUAAAAGCUUUCUCUCAGAAAAAGAAAAAUCACUUCUUGUUCUCUUCUUCGGCGGCCUCCACACAUUACUCUUAAUCUCACUGAACUGAACUUUUGAUUUGAGUUUGCAUUGAUCAGUAGGAUUUUUCGGGUGAGUUUCAAGAAUGCCUCUGUUGAAAAGGAAGCCUGUUGCUUUGUCAGAACCUCCUCAAGAUUUAGAGCCACAUGAACUUGUAUACCAAGUUCGAUUCACGAAAGAGAUUUUUCGGAAUUACAUAGAUUAUUUGAACCGGAUAAAUUUUUACCGCAACAGGGUCUGGAUAUGUAAAUCAACUGGAAAAGGCAACUUGACCUAUGAAGAGGCUCUGGUAUCUGAGAAACGUGCAGCUGAGAAGGUUCAAGAGCUUCCUGAAGAGCUAGUGGCGCCUGCACUUCGUAUCAUACAAUUUAGUAUGCUUUCCUUGAAAGAACUUGCCGAUACAAUUUCAGCAAAGUUGCAGGAAUGCUUGUUUGUUGGUGCUGAAUUGCAUGGAAAGAAAGAUGAUGAUCUGCAUCCAUGCAAAAUAUUGAAAGUUGUGAAGGCAGAUUCAAACAGAACUCAAUAUGAGGUAGCAUGGCUUGACAGAAAUAAGAAUUCAACGGAAAGUGAUCUACUUGAGGAAGAAAGUAUUGUAUGGAAGAAGCCGCCUUUUAGUAGAAAUUUUUUGAAGUCUUUCAUUCGGGAAUCUACAUACCGAAGUAUCCCGUGGGUGCUUCAUGAUAAAUUGGCACAGAAACAUGAUAUCUCAACUUAUCCUCCAGAGGAGCUGAGGAGCAAAGUCUUCUUCCAGGAUGGGCUUCUGGUCUGCAAGAAGCGUAAAAAAAAUGAGCAAGUAGAUAAAGAAGAAUCUGGAAAAUCUAAAAGGAACAAAAUAAGAAGUGAGAAAGUAGAAGGCUUAGCAAUGGAGAACUCUAAGGCAGAAGACGAUCAGCAUGAAGAAGAACCUGUUAGGUAUCCUAUCGAUGAUUUGUUGGUGCUGCCUGGUGCAGAUGAUCCAGUUUUUACUGAUCGCCCCUUACCUGCAAAAGACUUCAAGGUUCCCAUGGAUUGUGUUGGUGAUCUUUUAAUGGUUUGGGAUUUUUGUUCUUCAUUUGGUAGGCUGCUACACUUGUGGCCAUUCUCACUUGAAGACUUUGAAAAUGCUAUCUGCCACAAAGGCAGUAAUUUGGUUCUCAUAGUGGAAUCUCAUUCAUCUCUUCUUCGGUCGAUCAUAAAAAACACUGGUGAAAGUAUAAUGCCUAUAAAGAAUACAAAGCGAAAGAUUACGGCAAUUACGUGGACAGAGUUUCUGUGUGAUUUCUUGGAAAUAAGCAAUAAUCCUGAAUUAUCCUCUACUAUGGCAACCAUUAAGAGGGGCCAUUAUGGCCUUUUAGACAUUAAUAGUAAGUUGGGAAUUCUGCGAGAAUUAGUUAAUCAAGUCCUUGAAACAGAUCUUAUCAAGGAGAAGUUAGAUGAACAUAUUGAGCAAAGGCGGGCACUUGGUUCCACAAGAAGGCAGGAAGCAUUGGAAGCAGCUAGAAAACAACGAGAAGUUAAGGAACAGUUGAAAUUGCAAUCUACUGCCAAUGGAGUGGCAAAUGGGCAUAGUUCGGAGAGCGCAAAAAGUACCUUGCUCUUAUGUUCAAAUGAUAAUCAUGUUAGACAAAAUGGAGUAAAAACAGAGAACAAAGUGGCAGAGAACACCUCCUCUGAACUGAAGAAUUCACUUGAGAAUAAACCUUUGGAAGUUGCUUCAAAGAAGUUGUUGAAGAAGCAGAAUAUGAAUGGGAAAUUACCAGCAGAAAAUGGGAACAAAAUGUCUGGGAAAGAAACACUGAAACAAUUGAGGGAUGAUAAAAAGGAACCAACCGAAACAAAGAGUAAAGAACAGAGGAAAGAAUAUUUUGAGCGCGAGAUGGAGAAGCGGGUUAUAAGCACUAAUCCUUUGGGUAAAGACAGAUAUUAUAAUAGGUAUUGGUGGUUUCGACGUGAUGGGAGGAUAUUUGUUGAGAGUUCUGAUUCUAAGCAGUGGGGUUACUAUAGUUCCAAGGAAGAGCUUGAUCUGUUGACGGGUUCACUGAAUUGUAAGGGUGAGAGGGAGAGGGCCCUUAAAAAACAAUUAGAAAAAUUCUACAUCAAAAUAAGCUCAGAAUUUGAGAAGAGAUCAAAGAAUUUGGUUAGCAGGCUUGCAUUGGAAGAGGAUGUGCUUCGGAGAUCUAGUCGUGUGCGGGCUUCAACUGGAGAAAAUCCUGCUAGUGCUUUUAUGAGAUAUGUUAACAAGUGGAAGGAAGAGUGAUACAUGAUUGCAGGCAACUAAUUAGGAUUGUGUUUGGAAUUGGAAAUUGAAUUUCCAUCUGAUUUAGAAGUAGGGGAGGGAUAUUUUGGGCAAAGGCAGGGGGAAGGAAGCAGUUUUUUUGCAUUUAUGGUUGAUGCUCGGUUAUUUUGUUAACAUACAUUUCACAUUCUUUUAUUAUUGUAUUGGCUCUCUAUCAGUUGAAAAUCCAAAGGUAAAUUUUGCA
Messenger RNA from Mangifera indica (mango), 2574 nucleotides. Its product is annotated as DDT domain-containing protein DDB_G0282237. Lineage: Eukaryota; Viridiplantae; Streptophyta; Magnoliopsida; Sapindales; Anacardiaceae. The transcript has 11 exons. The coding region runs from base 201 to 2351 and encodes 716 amino acids. The record is from RefSeq and is a predicted model, not a curated record.